GCCCAAAGACUGGAGCUCGAGCGUGAGCCUAAAUGGGGGAAUCCCCUCGGCCGCGCGGUAGUAUAAAUACGUAGAGAGUGAGAGGAGCCUGGUUCAUUCAAGGCGAGCAUGUACUGCGUAACGAUAUCAGUGGCAGUGAUCAUACUGCUGUUAGUACUGUUAGUGGCUUACCUCGCGCGUCCGGCACCUCGUCGCCGCGACGUCGUUCAACACUACCGCGAGCUGCACCUACACAUCGCUCAGCCGAGAGCGGAAGAAUCGACUGCAAACCCUUCAGAGCUGGUGACUGGAAUUGUGAACGGGCCUCUGUUUGGAGCUGUGGUU
Molecule: messenger RNA, 324 nt
Organism: Geodia barretti
Lineage: Eukaryota; Metazoa; Porifera; Demospongiae; Tetractinellida; Geodiidae
Source: the annotation of a GenBank genome assembly